Molecule: messenger RNA, 2438 nt
Organism: Choloepus didactylus (southern two-toed sloth)
Lineage: Eukaryota; Metazoa; Chordata; Mammalia; Pilosa; Megalonychidae
Product: caveolin-2
Exons: 1
Coding region: 60-548 (162 amino acids)
Biological process (GO): positive regulation of MAPK cascade; caveola assembly; insulin receptor signaling pathway
Cellular component (GO): Golgi apparatus; perinuclear region of cytoplasm; caveola
Molecular function (GO): molecular adaptor activity; protein kinase binding
Source: RefSeq, a predicted model, not a curated record
GGCUUGGCGGGGCGGGGCGCAAAGGGCAGGGGGAGCCGCGCCGCGCACCCAGCGCCGUGAUGGGGCUGGAGACCGAGAAGGCGGACGUCCAGCUCUUCGUGGACGACGACGUGUACAGCCGCCAUAGCGGCAUCGACUACGGCGACCCCGAGAAGGUCGCCGACUUGGGUAUGGACCGGGAUCCUCACCGGCUCAACUCGCAUCUCCAGCUAGGUUUCGAGGAUGUGAUCGCGGAGCCGGUCUCUACGCACUCCUUAGACAAGGUGUGGAUCUGCAGCCAUGCGCUGUUUGAAAUCAGCAAAUACCUGAUGUACAAGUUCCUGACGGUGUUCCUGGCGAUUCCCCUGGCCUUCGCUGCGGGAAUCCUGUUUGCCACCCUCAGCUGUCUGCACAUCUGGAUUCUAAUGCCUUUUGUAAAGACCUGCCUAAUGGUCCUGCCUUCAGUGCAGACAAUAUGGAAGAGUAUGACAGAUGUUGCCAUUGGCCCAUUGUGUACAAGCGCAGGACGCAUCUUCUCUUCCGUCAGCCUGCAGCUGAGCCACGACUGAACACUUCCACACCAGGUCUGGAGAUUUGGAAACUGUAAUACUUCUUUGUUAUUGUAACAUAGAAGCACUACUGUUCCGUUCAUUUCCCAAUUGUUCUAAUUAAGAAAACUAUUCAGAUGGGCAACCAUGUUUAGACAUUUUUAUUGGCGGAUCUUUUCAAAUAAUCUUUUAUAAUUAAUAGCCAAGGGUUUCAUAUCUAACUUUAUAACAAGUAGGUUGGCAACACUUAAUUUUAAAGGCAAUUUUUGCUUUAGUACAGAAGUAUAAAUUUUAUAAUGAUGAAUUUAUGAUCAAUGAACAUUUCUUUCAAAACCCUACAAUGGUUUUGUGUACAACUGUUAAAACAUGAUAUUUCUUAUUUUUUUACUUGGAGAGUAGUAUUUUUAAAUUAACUUUACAGAUAAAUUUUGAUGGAUAUUUAGAGAUAGAAUAUAUAAAUAUCCUGGAAAAAGCAGUAAUAGAAGCACACAGUGGGGAGAGUAGCUAUUGAAUAUAAUAAAACAAUAAAUGAAAAUAGAUUCAUGAAAACAUGUUCCUUUAAAUAAGAUAUUGUUAACCUACAGGCCUAUUUAACAAAAUGUUCAUUUUGCUGUAUAUUUUGUACUUAAUGUAAAUGUUGCUCUAAUCAGAUUGCUUUAAAGCACUUGUAAUUAUAUGUUUUCUUGUUGAACUAAUAUAUAGAAUGAGUAAAUGUAUCUCCCAUAAGAAAUGUCAUUGGUGAGAUUGCACUGUCUUGAUUAUGUAAACAUAUAUAUCUUAUUUUGAAAUAGAAUGUAAAAGACUGAUAUACAAUCCUUUCCUUUCUAACUUUUCCAAGCAAAAUCCCAAAAUGUUUUAUGACAGAUUUGUAUCUCGCCGUAAUCUUAAAAUAAUCCAUAUCUAAUUAAUACUUUGUCAAGGAGAUGCUUUCUCUCUUUUAGUUAAAAAUUAAACCUGUAUUCUGGUAUUCCUAUUAAUGUUUCACUUUAUUUUCAAGUAAUGUUGGUGCUAUUUAAUAAUAUUUUAUAAGAAAAACUACUUCUGGCACUUAAAGUACAAUUUACACUACUGUGAUUCAUGUAGAAAGGCUUAUAGGAGAGUUUGUUUCUUUUUGGAUGCAUGCUACUGAACUAUAUGUAUAAAUUAAAAACUAACAGCUAUAAAGUUUGAAGAUGUUGUGUUAUAUGUGUUUUGUAGCACAGUAUACAAUUAUUCUAUCAUUUUUAAGCUAUGGGGUCCUUUUUCAGUGUUACGAGUCACUGUUUUAAAAAUCCCACUGUUCUUUUAAAAAUACAGCAAAAUGAUAAGUGUGUACCAAAAAUGUCUAUGAUGAGAGCGGUUUUUAAACAAAUUUACUACAAUUUACACAUCUUAAAAGUAUGCAAAUACACAGAUUUCAGAUUUACUGUCAGAACCUGAAUUAACAUUCAUUUGAAUAUUCUCAUCAGUGACAGAUCUUCAUUGAAUGAAGAGUAAUUUACUGUCCAAAUUGCCAGAACUGGUGAAUAUAUACGAUGAUUGAACUGGAAUACUACUGGGGAACAAAGCUAGUGAAUGAUUCUAGUGUGACACUCAUAUGCUCUUGAAGGUAGAUACAAAAGAGAAAUUUCAAAACUGCCUUAGGCCAUUGCAGCAUCCUUGGAAAACACUCUCAGGAUCUUUAUCUUAAAGAACAACCAUUCAUUUGGCUAUUUAGAUUCUAUUGUGUUAAAAAGUCAGUCAGUCGCAUGACUUUACAGUUACACCUUGUAUUUAAAAUGUUUUGUAAGAAUGUUUGGAUAUGUUGAUGGGCCAAAAUUAUUUAAUUAAUCAGAAAUCAAUUUUAAUCAAUCAUGAACUAUCCUUUCAAACAGCUAUGGCUAUUUGUUUUAAAGUCUAAAUAUACACAUAUAGUCAUAUUAAAACACCUUU